CAUAUAUGCUAAAUAACAUCUUUUGUUACAGACGCGGAUUAACGCCUCCACAUCGGGUGAAGUCGAUCUCAAUGGCGACUUUUACCGCAGAAGAGGUGGAACUACUACGUAGUCGCGGUAACGAGUACUGCCGGCGGGUGUGGUUGGGGUUGUACGGCAGUGGGGGCGCGGAUACUGCUCCCGUGCUCAACUCGAACGACGAACAUACCAUUAGGGAUUUUAUGAUCGAAAAGUACGAGAGGCGGAGGUAUUACCUGGAGCCCAGCAAGGCGAUAUCGCCCUCAGCAACCACAGACUCAAAAUCCGCAUCACCAUCACCCCCAAAUCCCCUGAUAGAAGACCCAUCGGCACCUCCACACAAGCCUAUACAACACAGACCUGCCUUCAGGCGUCACACGCCGUGGGUCAGGUCGGACCCGAACAAAAAAACUGUUAAUAAUAACAAUUUGAACAAUGGCCAUUUGGAAAACGGGUUUGUGGCGGAUUUUAGCAAGACAGAUUUGUUUGGGGGUAUUGCCGAGAAUAAUCAGAGGGUGAACGGAUUUGUCGCUGACUUUGAUAAUAAUCCUGUGUUUAAUGGUACCAAUAAUACGCCAGGUGGCGUAUCAGCAGCGAGUAGCAACAGCAGCAUAAACUCAACGCCGCUGUCCUCUGUAGGCUCCACUCCUAUCUCCUCGAUAGGCUCCGCCCCGAUGUCGGUUAGCUCCACCCCCAUAGUGCCGAUAGCCAAUCCGAUCGCUUCCUCAGCGGCGGCCGGUUCGCCGUGGACGGCAACGCUGCAGAACGGCUUUGCGCCGCCUGCGCCCGCUAUCGAAGAUAAAUACGCAGCGUUGAAGGAUCUGGACAACGAGAUUCGGUCUCAGAAGGGCGGAGUGUUUGAAUGGAGCGUGGGGACAACGAAUGCAGGGGCGGCGUUCGGGACAGAGAGUCAGUGCCAGCAGGGAACGGCGUUAUUUGGAACCAGUCCCGUGCAAGUAGGUGGCCAACCGUUCGCGGCGACCUUCCCGGAAGCGACAGCAGCCCCUACGGCAGCGAACCCGUUCGGUGGCGCCCCCUGGCCACCGAAUCCUUUCAAAAUGAACGGCGUUACGGCGCAGGCGCCGUCGCUGUUCCCCCAAAUGGUCAAUGGCUUUGGAGCGCCCGCGCCAUCUGUUGGAGGAGUGGGAGGUGGAGCUUGGCCGCCACCAGCUAAUCCAUUCAAGGUUGGCUGCGUCAGAGCAAACUCGAAUAACCCCUUCUUAUGAGGUUGUCUUCAGAUGGUACUACAUCUAAUCCGACCCAUAUAUUCCCGAAUAGUAUUUUUAACAUUCUUAAUCUCAGCCUGUCAAAUAUAUCUUACUAUCCCCGUUUAACUUUUAUGUGUAGAUUUUAACCAGUUACUAUUUAUCAACAAGCUAUCAUUGAAAACCCUUCAUAGUUUGAAUAGAUUUUAGGAUUGGAAUCAGCGAACAAAAAUCACUUGCUUUUAAUCGUUACAUAUUAUAUUAAAAAAUACUUUGAUAAACACGAAAAUGUUGAGCAUCAGUCGAAAAUAUAUAUGUUUUUAGAAUUAGAUCAACAUGCGUUGAUGGAAAAGAUUAGAAAUGAGGGUUCCAGAAAGUUUGAGUAUUUUUUAGGUUACCAAAAUCUUUUUGAAGCAGGCUGAAUUAACCCCUAACUGGUGAGGUGACUUUAUUGUAACGUGACGUUGGGUUACAGAUACCCAGUCUUUACCAUGCACAACAGAGUUGGAAAAAAUGAAACAUUUCAUUGAAAAUCGAGAAAGUUGCUUAUAUUUAUACUUCUGAAAUAUUUUCAUUACAAAAAGAAAUAUAAUCGAAGAAAAUAUAGUAAAUGCACACAGAAAAUGACAAAUUAACAUUUACUUCUGUAAUCAAACAUUUUGAUAUUUUUUUUAUGAAUUUUACUAAAAAAAUACUACAAUGCAGUUUCCGCAAAUUUUCACCUUGCACGUGUUGCUGAUUUUCUUUGUCUUUCUUCUGUCAGAGCCAGGUGGGCACUUCCUGCAUCUUACUUGUUUGUCCAACUCCUGUCUGGUUUCUUGUGGAAGUGGUUUUUGCAAUAUUUUAGUGAUGCUGAGUCAUAGUUCUCGAGGCAAGCGUGUGUUUAGACAAGUUCUCUGGCAAGUAGUUUGAUGUACUAGAGCCUGGAUACCUUUGUGUUACCAGGACAUCAGGAAUACAUAAUGUAAGAAUUCACCAUGCUGACGUUAAUCAAUGUGUAGAAUAUCGCUAACGGCCAUCGUCUGGUGUGGCGACUUGUAGAAUAGAAUGUACACUUCUCAUCUAAUGCAUCGACCCCACCUUUCGUGCUGUUGUAAAAAGCAAUGAUUUCAGGCUUUUGGGUUUCCAAAUCGGUUGCUCGAGUAUGGUGCAUUGAAGAAACAAGAAGAACAGCCUUACCGUUAGUGUUAUGUCAUUGGUAAAGCCGUAAAGGAUAUCUCCUACUUCUCUUUGUUUCGCAGGUAGACACUCUUUUGGAAUGUCUCUUUUAUUUUUACGCAGAGUUCCUACGUAAGUCAAGCCUCGUUUUCUUAGUUCCUGAACAAGAUCUAUAGAGGAAAACCAAUUAUCCGCCGUAAUGUCCCGGUUAGAGCCGACAAUCGGUUCAGUUAGUUGCAGUACCGCCUGUUGGAAAGCUUCCGCUCGUCAACGGUAAGUGUCCUGCCAACACUGUCCUUUCCGGAAUACAUGUACGCAUUUAAUAAAUAGUGUGUUUUUGUGUCUGAUAGUGCCAUUAUUUUAACUCCAUAUUUUUUGGCUUAUUUGGAACAUACAUUUUUAAACGGCAUCGACCUCGAAAUCCAACUAGCAUCUCGUCAACACAAGCAUACUCUCCAAUUGAGUAGCAAUUACGGCAGUUUUCCAGAAAUUUUUUGAAUACCCAUGAUAUGGCAGCCGUUGCGUCAGAUUUUUUUCUCCUCUCUAUCUAAUGCAUCAUCAAAACGUAGGCUUAGUAGUAAAACAUAUACCCUUUUUAGUGACAUCGUACACCGGAAAAUAUCUCAGCCAGUCCCAUCAGUGGUAAGAUCUUCAUGAUUUGAUUUGAAGAUGGGCGUGAACAUAAGGAUUUGAACUCAAUCAAGUCAGUGUCUCUAUAGUCAGUACGACUAUUAUCAGACAAAGUUUCUCUAAUCAUCGCCAAUUUUUCAUUGGUGCGUCGUCUUAUUUCGUUUAAAAUUUCCUCACUAAACAGAAGUUCCCAUGGAGACUGGGGCCUACAAAAUGAACCAAAUACUUUUGCUGGACCAAUUCUUCCUGGAAGAUGGCUGAUAAUAUUGUGUCUUCUUGUACGAAUAUUUGAAGUGGGUACUUCUUUAGACCAUACGAAGCCAUUUUUGCCAUGAUAUUUGGAUUGCUUUCGUAGACGUCUUUGCUUUUUUGCAAGAGGCUCGUUAUCAGAAGAAUCUGAGCCACCAGUUUCGAUGGGUGGUGGUGAUACUACUGAUGAAGGGCGACUUGAAGGACCAGGAACAUAACUAACUUCGACCUCACUGUCAGAAGCUUCUUCUUCUGAUGGUUACUUUGAAAAGCUUGGUUUGUUAUGUCUCUUUCAUCGCCACGGCGUUUACUCUCAGCUCAUCUAACACAGCUGUGGCCGGCAGGCGGUAUACUGACUUGAAGGUACCUGCAACACAGCGUUGCCAGAUUCGUCGCAGGGGGGGGGGUCUCUUUUGUUUUCCACUCUUUCUUAUAAGCUUGCUGUCUAUGUUUGGCUUUCUUCAAAGAUUCCACUCCUUUUUUUUCUGUAUUCGAUAGUAUCCCUUCUUUUGUUGUGCUUCUCUCUUCCAGAGCAACUUGAUUCGGAAUCCAACAUAAUAUGUAAUAUAAUAUUAUUAUCGUUAUAGGAUUGAAACCGGUUAAAUAUCGAAAAUAACUGAAAACGGUCUUUUGAUUUUUAAGUUUCAAAAGUCAUACAAACGGGAGACGUCACAUUCAUGUCAUCUAAUGCAGAUGGGUAAAUAAAAAUAUGUGCGUCAUGUCAAUACAUAGAACGUGAGAACUGAUUGACGGCAUUUUUCCCCGUUGAUGUUUGCCGAGAUGGUCCGCGUAAUGCUAGGCAACCCAUUAUUCAGAGUGGGGUACGCGCGCUUGUCUACCAAGCGGCAACACUAACAGCUGCUUGCUGGUGUUAAUUGUUUGUUAGAUUGAUUCGACAUCUGUGAGUAAAAAAGCUCAUUCGCAAAAUUAUCGUACAUUCAGCUAUUAUCCUACACCUAGUAUCGUACAUCGUACAGUACUUGAAAUUAUCGUACAGAAACGAUAAAUAUCGUACGUCUGGCAACGGUGCUGCAACAGCAGCGCCCUCGGUGUCAGCAUAUGUUGCCAGUGGCGUACUAAAACUUUGCCUGGGUAUCUCACACCCAACCUCACUAGUUACGCGUUGAAUUCAAAUGUUUGAGACAAAAUUAAAGUUUGAUACUAAUAUUUUUAUUUUGUGCCCAUAGUUAUGCAAUUUCAAAAAACAAUUACAUUUUGAAUUCACCUUUCUUACAAAUUUUUCAUUAUAGUUCGUGACAUUUGAUCCUAAUAUAGCGUUUGUUUGUUUGUAGUAUUAUUUUUAUAACAUACUUUUAGGUAUUGCGUAUAGUUUCGCCAUUUUUUGUAGGCUAAUACAGUAAUAUUACAUAUUACAAUGUGAUCAACAAAUUAUACCUAUACUCGCGAAGAAAUGUGAUGGUAGAAGGUUUUUAAAUGAUUGCUUGUUGCUUGCAAAAUAUUGUGAGAUCGCAGGCAAUUAAAAUCCUUUUCUAGGCGUAUUAAAUCGUUGUUAAGUCAUCCAGGUAUCCUGGGAUCUGAGGGAAAAUAUUGUUUCUGAUUUUUUGCAUAAUCCAUAUUAAAUUUACGUUUUUUUUUAUUAUUUUUCGUGGUCGAAAAUGGUAUGCUUAGCGCAUUUUCAAAUAUAAAAUCGCUUAUACUUCGAAAAUAAUUUACUUUAGAGAAAAGUUUUAAAGCAACUUUUUUGCCCAGAAUUUAAAAACGGGAACGAAAACACCAAUUUUUGCAGUUUGUUUCAAACUUACUUCAAAGAUUCUUGGACGCAAAUUUAGGCCUGGCAACACACAGAUCCGUUAAAAGGCUUCAUGAAUAAAAUUAUAACUAAAACUCGACUCAGAAUAUUUGCUGAGGUUCUUAAAUACGAGGGCGAGGUGGAAAGUUCUCGGCCUGUCAUUGAAAGACCGCGAUUCUCAGUUAAAACAUAUUUUUUCACAUUAUCCCCUUAAACUCCAACACAGUUAGUUAAUUAGUUCCAAUGUUUCUUCAGCAUUAAGAUUUCUUUUCUAAAAUGGAAAUCUGGAAGGUUGCCAAAAUACUGAUCCAAAAUUAGUCUACCGUCUACAGCCCCAGCUGCCAACCAACUUUCAGUUACUAAGUUGAGGUACUGUUGCGCGUUGUAGAACUGUAGAUUUCACUGUAACUUGAAACUGAUGAUAGAUGACAGUUGCCUGGAUCAUCUUAACCAAGACAUGUGUGGACCACGAACUUCUUUCCAAAAUACUGCAUUGUCGGCCACAAAAUAUAUCUACUGAAGAAGGUACAGUCCCCCGUGCUAUCGACAGGGCAACACGGUUGACUUAUGUGAGUGUCAUGGCGCUAUUUUUUUCUGGAUGCAACAUGGUUGCCAGGUUGUGCACGAACGCCACACGCGGCAUUGCCAGCUCUUUGCAUAAAUCUGAGGCUGUUGUGUAAUUUUAUAGUGCGCAUUUCUAAUAAUUGUAUAUGGAAGAUUUUAUAACGCCAUGUGUUUUAGCAUAUCUUGGCUAUUUGACAAACAAGUACUCACUUAUUCGUUAAAGCAUCAGUGUCAAUAACACAGGCCAUUAUGAAAUCAUCCAUAUAUCCUACAGUUAGUCGAAAUUUUGAGAACAGUAAAAAAAUUAUACCUACUUAAUAAUAUAUUUUAUUUAAAUUUUAUAUUGUAUGAACAUAUCAAUAAUAUUUAUGGUCGAUAUAUUUUCAUUUCUGGUGAUGGUCUUCUGUAGCACCUGCAUGUGGAAUCUCUAUAAACAGGGCAUUUCCUAAUUAUGGAACGAAACUUCAGAGAGGGAUUCCUUAGGUUGUUUUAAGAAAAUAAUUUCCUCCGAACAUAUAUCUGGAGUUUGUUCGUUUCUGAGAUACAUGGUGUUGCGGUUAAGAGAAAAAAAAAACGAUAUUUAUAAAAUAUAAGUACCCCAAUAUGCUUGAAAUUUGGUGCAAUAAUUUGAAGAAAUACGCUGCUUAUUUAGAUUGGAGUUAUUAGGUCCAAUGGCGUCUCAGUGGGCAGCACAGCGAAAAUACCACGCCAAUUACUUUUUUGUAGUUUUUAUAUCUACUUAGAUAAUGCUACUAAAAAUAAAACUUUUUGUUCUCUUGCAUUUUCUUCAUAUCUAGCUUUGUUUUCGAGAAAGAAAAUAUAAAAAUCGCUUUAACUCAUUCUAAAAGUUAUCCAUGGAUAACAUAACAUAAAAACAGAAAAUAAAAAACUAUUUCGACCUUAUUACUUCAAAUAGUUGCACCAAAUAUCAAUCAAAUCGGUUUGAGGGUACUUAUGGUAUUUUAUAAAUACGGUUUUUUAACUUUCAAAAACGAAUGACCCUCUGAACUUUCGUACCUCACUUAGAAAACACAUUGUAUAAUUUCUUGUCAAUCUUCGUCUAAUUUAACUGCACUAAAAGUUUGUCUGCGAUCUUGCUUUUAACCACAACAAUAUUGUUUUUAGCAGCGUACGUAAUUUAUUAAUUUAUAUAGAUCAGUGUAUUUAUUCGUUUUGGUUUGCACCUGACAUUAUGCCAAAAAUGCUUUCAUGUUAUGUAUAACUUAGACGAUAGUUAUUAGGGCUUAGGUAUAUACAUUUAGUUUUUUAUACGCUUACGCGGAACUAAGUAACAACACGAAUUUUCUGCCUUGAAUCUGACCUAGAAGCGGUGAUGUAGUUUUUGUAGAUUAUGGUUUUGUUGCGCUAAAAAACUAACGAUAUUCCGAAAUUGGUUGACAAAAAACGAAAAAACAUAAACUUGCCGGUUAAAAGCCGUCCAAAAAUAUCAACCAUACUUUUUUUGAUGAGGGAAAAACAAUUUGACUCGUAGGAGAGUCAGUUUCGAGUGUGUGCCUUGCCGAUCAUUUUACUUUUCAAUGUCUGCUAGGCCUAUGAAAGUUGCGUGCUCACCAAAGAAUUGAAAUGAACAGAUUGUUUUCAAAUCCUUAGUGAGUUGUGCACUGUGAUUCCUUCAUACACAAAAAAUUACGAGUGAUUAAACUUUUCGGCUGUAUGUUUUUUAGGAAAAUUGAACGAUCUUUAGUUUUUUGUUGUGCAGCAUUUGAUUUUUUUCAUUUAGCGAAGUGGCCUUGGAGACUGUUUUCUUUAUAUUGUAUUGUAUCGAUUUUACUGUUUUUCAUUUUGCACAUGUUUUGAAGGCAUUGAUUGUUAUGAAAUUGAAAUUUGCAACGGGUGCAGUUUAUUUGAGAGUAGUGUUUUUGUAAGAGGGCUCAAAAACAAAACAAAUAAUUGAAAUAACUGGCAAGUGCGGAAUAUGUAAUCGUACUUCCACUCGAAGCCUCCUUAUUUUUAGUACGCAGCAUUCUCCGAAAUAGUAUUGACACUUAACGGUGACAGGAGAGUUGUCAAACAUCUUUUAAUCUGUGCGAAUCAAAUCCACAUACAGUGGGUCAAACAAGUAUUGGCACACCCUAUUUUGUCUUGAAUUUCAUUAACGAAAAGCUAAAUUUAUUGAUAUUAAGUGCAUUUGACAACUAAGAGGUUUGAAGGCAACAGAUUGAGAAAAUUAAAAAUAAUAUACCUAAGAAUAAUAAUCAUAGGAUUUAUUUAUGAAUUUCAUUUUACAUUGAUCUUACUUUAGUCUUCAAGAUGUCCGCUCUGAGAGCCAUCUACCGGUCGUCUAUUAAACGUGAACUAUGAUCUCUAACAAUUCCAACUAAUAGCAGCUAUGUGCUUUCCGUAGUGGUCGAUUCUGGUGUGAUAGAUGGCGCUUUGCGCUGUCUUAUUUCGAUAGACCGUAUCUCCGGUAUAGAGGAUAGUUGCGAUGCUUCUGUUCGUUUGUCCUGAGACAUCAUGUUCAGUUUGAACUUGAACUGUAGUGCUGAAAAAAUCCAUUUACCUUCCAACCGGAUCUUAUGCACACCAUCUAGGGAUGGCAAAAUUUUUCAAUAUACCGGUAUUUGGUAUUAAAUGAUAUACCGUUAGGGAAAACCGGUUAUUCGGUAUAUUGGAAAAAUUACUGGUAUAUACAUAAACAUAACAUAUCUAUGGUGCGUGGGUAAACAAAUAUAAGUCAAAAAAGCACAAGCUGAGAAAAUCGCUAUUUUUGUUUUACAGUCAGUAAUUUUUACCUUGUUUUGCUUAUUGCUUUGAUAAUGUAAACAAAAUAUUUUGUCUGCGUCUUUAUUUAAUAACAAUAUCUCUGACUAUUACAAGUUCUGCUUCAAAAAAUGCAAUAUACCUAAAAAUAUAAACGGCUUGGCGGUUCAUAUAAACUGUGAUUUAGGAAGAUUAAUUUUUCCAGGCUCUCUCGUAUAUCUGAACCAGCGAGCAUCAUGCCACUUAAACGGAUUGCCCAUUGAAUCCUUUUUUCUGAGGACAAGAGAAUUUCUAUAAAGGUCAGAGAAGCUUAAAAACAUGUCAUGAGUUAAUUCUUUAACCAGAAAUUUACGUCGUCUCCCGACAGUCCUUACAAGCUGGUACCAGUCAUGAGGAUGAUUAAUUUUAAGCUCAAAUUUUUUUUUUGUUUCUCUAUGAGGGUAUGGUCAACAUCACAUUCCAUAUGACUGUGACCCCUAAUCAUAAAUUUGUGAUCAAUGGUUUCUAAGCAUGCAUUUAGUUGCAUGACAGUUAAAAACAUUGCAGCUACAUGUGAGUUCUUGUUUUGCCCACCACAUGUGUCUGAAUACAGAAUAACCCUGUUUAUAUUGGGAGGUAGGUUUAUCAAUUCUAAAAACAAACAAGUUCCGAUUUGAUUACCACCGCGGCCACCUUCCGCUUCAUGCCACAUGAAGCAAGUUACCUCACCAUUCCCGAGAUCAUGCAUGGUUAAGUUGUAAGUCCACAAUUGCCUUUUGUAGAAUGAUACAGAUGAUGUCAAAAAAGGAGUUUGAAGGCACUGCUGGAGAUCAAACGUGUAGCAUUUUGUACUUGUGUUUUGCUUAGCGAAUUUUUUAUCCUCAUCCUUUUUUAGAUAUGCAUCAUCUGCUUCUGCGUGGUCGAGGUCAAUUUCUUUUUUUAUGCUUUCUUUUUCUGACUCCUGAGCAAUAUCAAGCUUCAUUUGCAGCACGUCACAUUUAUGGCACGUAUCAACUUUAGGCUUCUUAAAUGAUAACGUCAGCUUAUGGAACUGAGCCUCAUAAAUACGUCGAGAAACUACUACUUUGCGAUUUUCCAAGUACAACUCGUACAUCUUUUUCAGUGUCAAAUGAGGAGCCAGAUAUCUUUUGUCAUUUACCCUCCGAGUGUAGUGGGAUUCAUAUGAAGGAAAUGAAUUUAUGAGCUGAAUCACUUGAUCUAAUACCUCUGCAUCAAAUUUGUUGGCAGGUUCAUGGCAACCGCGUUUAUCGUUACGAACUAUCCCAGAAACUGACUUACUAGAAUUUCGUAACGCCAGUGUAACAAACAUUUGUGUUUCACCUAAGGUUUUCAUGAAACAUCUCCGACAGACUUUAGUCUUCUGACCAUUAAUUUUAAAGUAAAAGGUGUGGCUUAUUUCCCUGUUUCUGGAUUUUUCUGGAUUAUCUGUCCUCUGUCUUUUUACUGCAGUUUUCGUGGUCUCCGAGUGGUUUGCAAUAUAAGUAACUCGUUUGUCUCUGUUUCCAAGAGCCCAGUACUCUUGAAAUAUAAUUGAUCUUGUAGUCUCUGUUAUUUUAUCUCGACAUUUUAAUCGACACAUUGGUAAAGGUAUCAUCUUACGUUGUUUUACUUCUUUCCCUUUUGCUGUAAUGUAUUUUCUCCCUGUAUUUCGACAUUCUUUCCGCUCAUUCCGUUUUUUCCGGGAAUUAGGUCCGUCUUUCAACCUCAUUUUUGUAUUUACUGCAGCAGCAUCUGUGUUUUCAAGGAUAUCUUAUUUAUUUGCCCACAACCUUUUUUUGACCAAAGCUAAUGAAACUUCAUCAUCGCUACUACAAACAUUUGAUGACAACUCAUCUUCCGGAUCAUAGUUUUUAUCCUUCACACUGUCAUCAUCGUCUAAAUCCUAAAUGUAGAACUGCGUCCUCCAGUUGCGUUUUUCCAACUCCGGUCUCAUUUGAUGAAACUGUCUGAUUCACAGUCUCCACGAGCAUUUCAUCUGGAAAUACAUAGUGAAAAAACAGAUGAAGUAAUCUAAAGAAUUCUAAAUAUCGAAAACAUUCAAAAAUGAGAUUUGGGUCGUUAAAAAAAACUUGAGUCAUCUAAGAAAUGUUCCGAAUACAUUCUUAAAUUUUCUGGAACAUGAAAAACAAACAAAAAUCAUUUUGGGAAUGAUCUAGUAUUUUUGUAUUGUUUUUAAAAAACUACCGACUACGACUCCAUAGCACAUAGUUACCAAGAUCGAACGCAAAGAAAAAUGCCAACAGACAAAUUGACUGACAGACAAACAGACUGGCAAACAACCCGUCCGAAAGAUAUGGUUUCACAUGAUAUACAGGUCAUACAACUUCGCCUGCGCGUGCGAAGUACAAAUUAACGUAUUAUCAAAAAACGUACCUCUAUUGUCUAUUCUGACAUCCUCUAAAUCGUCUGCAGCAAACACAGCAUCAGCAAAUAUGUCAUUUAUGGAAGCUGUUCUUUCCACGGGUUCGAAGACUUCAAGUGGCGACAGCCCUACCAAUGUUUAAUGUUUAACAACUUUAUUGCCAAUUUAUAAAAUAAUAACUUUUGGUUCUCUCUGAUGCCAUGGUAUUGGUUAUCACAGAGACUUGAAUAAAAUGCAACACGUUGGUGACAUAACCUCAAAAUUCAACACGUGGUGAACGACGCGCAACAAUAUUAUCGAUGUAAGCGUGUAAAACAGUAUAAGUCUACUUGUACUGUUUCGCUCACGAUAUUUCAAGCCUUCUUUGGUGGUGCCACCUAUUACAAGUAUACUUAUGCUGAUGUUCCCACCAGAAAUAGAAGUUUUUGAGAAUUAUACUAUAUAGUGCAUGUUUAAUAACAGCAUUAAUAUGAAGUAUUUACUUAUACCAUUUAGACCAGCCUAUAGACACCGUUUUAUUACGUAUACUGACGACUUGAACUCAUUUUCGCAAAAUCUUGACUUAUACUAUUUUACCCUCGCACCAUAGAUAUAUUAUAACAAAACCUGUGGUGUAGCAUUCAAAAAGGAUAUACUAAAAUAUAAAAUAUAUGAAGUGGCUUUACAAAAAAGCAAAUAUAAAAGAUAUCACUUCCAGCAAAAAAAAAGACUAAAAUAAACAAUAAACGCAAGUCAAUAAAACUAUAGCCUUGAUCCUAAAACCUAAAACUCAUCAGAUACCGAAUUGAGGAACAACAGCUUUGAUAAUCUUUUUCCAGUUAACCUAUUUCUUUCUUUUGUCGCAGUUGCGCUUGCCUUCGAAAAUAGUCGUUCGCAUGGUACUGAUGUCGCCACAAUGGAAAGAUACUUUUGAGCCUCAACGUAUAGUUUGGAAUAUAUUGCUCUCGUAUCUUUCCAUAUUUUAAGGGGGUCUUCCCGUAAAUCGCUUACCGGGAUUUUUAGAUAGUGGGCUAGUUCGCCCCCUUGUGACGAAUCUGUCGUGCUGCGUUUUGCUGCAGCAAUCGCUUUAUGGUGUUCCCAUAGAUCAGAGGACUCGAUAUCACUCUCUUCAUUUGUAGCUUUAACUACCUGUUCCACAUUACAUUCAAUUUAAUUUUUUAAAUGAUUUAUUGUGCAGGCUAGAGCAUUUGGAUCUUUGAAAUGCAGCUGCUUGAAUCUGGGAUCCAGAAGGGUAGCUGUUGCUAAUAAGAAUGAUUUUUCGAUUUGUCCAAACCGUUUUUGAAAUUCAUUAAUAAUAUUUGUUUUUAAAAUUUUGGUUACAUUGUAUGAAGGUUUUGAUUGUUUAUAUUUUACUUUUUUUUUGUUUAGAGAGAAGGAAAUGUACCUACCGCACGCAACGGCGCAUUGCCGGCUGGGCAACUCGACAAUGCAUCGCUACAGUGUGAGGCUCUCACUCACUAAAACCUCGUCUUUUUCCUAGACCGUGUUCCAUCUACGGUACUACCUUGCGGCUUUAUCCAUCAUAGAUUGUGCCGCCUUUAUUGUGGCUUCAGCUACAAUCGAUUCUGCUUAUUCCAUUUUAGCCAUCUAUGGAAGUUGUGAUAGUGUCCUAUUCUCCCCUUCCAUGUGUUUCUUUCUGUUUCUUUAUGUUAGUAAUGAAAGACUCAAUGAGAUUCCAGUUUUUAUCUGAUUUGAGCAAUAGUGGCACCAUGGUAUUUGCUGCUAUCGCUGAGUUAACAGUCUGCGCAAGAGUUCGUCUCUGCUGUGCCCAUUUUUCGCAUACGAAGAGCGUAUGGUUUGCGUCAUCCACAGAAGCAUCGCAGUAUCUACACCCUUCGUCUUCGUGCAGUCUAAAUCUUUUCAGGUAAGCGUUAAAGCAGCCGUGCCCCGAUAACGCUUGCGCCAAGUAAAAACCGACCUCUCCGUGGCUCCUCUCGACCCACUUGGUAAUUUUUGGUAUUAGUUUGUACGUCCACCUGCCGACAGAGUCCUCGCGCCAUCGCCUCUGCCAGUUCUCCAUCAGUAAGUAUCUUGCCGCAUUCCGAAUCGUCUCCUUGGAGUGUGCAUCUUCCCGGAUAGGUCGUGUUGCUUCCAACUCUUUUUUACGAUUGUAGACAUAUUCCCUUUCCUGUGCUAAAAGAUCUAUAGGGGGAACUCCCGCAAGGACUAAGACCGCACUUGUUGAUACUGUCCUGUACGCUAAUAUGAUCCUAAGUACCGCGCGAUUAUAUUUUACUAGUGAACAGCUUAGCAUCGGUAUUACUUUACUCAAAGUAAUUUACUUCUCCCCACAAGCUUCUGUUGUGAGUUGGAUGAACGGCUUCAACAAAACCACCACUUCCUUCAAAAUUUCUAUUUCUGUACUUGUCAGCAUUUCAGGUGCAUUUACAUUACCGAAUGUAAUAUUUACAAUAAAAGGUGCUAACUCUAUAAACCUUGUACACAUGUGAUAUGUUGAAUUCCACCUUGUCUUUACGUCCAGAAGAAGUUUUUUUAUAUUUCGCUCUAGGAUCCCUUGCUGUGUUUGUUGUCUUCUAAGUGCGUCACUAUUAAUACCACUUCUCUUGAACCACGUUACCACUGCCCUAACUUUAGUUAUUAUUUCAGAUAGGAUGUCUGUAUUUGAAAUAGAUUUUUUACAUACUAAGUUCCGAGUAUGUGCAAAACAAGGGAUAUGUUUGUUUUUUCCGAAUGUAUCAUAAAUAGCCUUAACAAUAUUUUGUCCGUUAUCAGUCACUACUGCUACAACAUUAUUAAUGUCAAUUUUCCAUUGCUCUAGCACUUCCUUUAUUUUCAAAGAAAUUUAGUCUGCUGUAUGCCCCAUUUUGAAUCCGAAAGAAAAUGAACAGUAACGCCCAAAAAACUUUUCAUCUGAAAAUUACUCCAAAUAUCAUUGGUAAUAGUGAUCUGAUUUACUGAUUCAAAUGUCGCUUUAUACAAGUCGGAGAUUACCUCAUAUUUUUGGUCUAUAAUAUUUUUAAAUGUAUUUCUUGUCGGGAGUUUGUAUAAUGGUACUACAUAUUUCAUUAGUUUACGGAAUCCAUGUCCAUCUACAAUAGAAAAUGCCAUAUUGACACUAAUUAUAAAGUUGGCUACAGCUUCACUUACUUAUCACCACCUGAUGAGUAUGCUCCCACUGUUUUCAUGCUCUCGAUGAUUGUUGGCUGUCUAGACUCUGUAGGAGGCAGUAAUGGUGAAUUCAAUUCAAUGUGUGCUUCAUCAUCUGUGGGCACUGCAACAGAACUGCUUGUGCUCUGCAAGAUAUAAUAUAUUAUUAUUACUAUUAUAUCAAUUGCUUUUUCUGUAGUCAUUUGUGUAUUAAGAGCGCACAGUGGUAAUUUCAACUUUGCCGUUAGAUACACAUUUUAUUAAAGAAAAAUAUGGAAUGAUAUUUAUUUGUCCAGACUCUCUUGUAUAUUUCUUUCCCCCGUAUAUGAAAUUCAAAAAACCGCUGAGACGUGCUGAGCAUGCGCACAAAUAACAUUUCAUAGGAAGACGGAAAUGGACAGAAUGACGGCAACCAUGUUGCGCGGUUGCGCCAUAUUGCACGGAUUCAGAAAUAAGUGACAGCCCUGUACAGAAAGUUCAGUCCCUUAUAUACCCCCUUGACGACGAUGUAUCAAUGUCGCUCUUGUUUCGGACAUCCAUUUCUAUAGUGCGAAUAACAUUUUUAUGUUUGUGUUUCAAAUAGGGAUGCGCAUCGUAAGAAAAACAUCGAUGUCAAACAUCGACAGAGAACAUCGAUGUCACAAAAAAAUCGGAAUGAAAACAUCGAUGUUUUCUUAAAAUAUCGAUGUUUUAGCAUAUUAUAUUAACAUAGUUGUUUCCACAGUAAAUUGCAUUGAUAUAUUCACUGAAUACAGGAACCUAACGCUUACGAAAUAUUAAAAAGUCUCAUAUUUAAUAUGUAUAUUACGUAAAAAAGUUUGAUUUAAAGUAUCAUUUAAAAUUUUAAAAUAUUCUUGUUUUAAAUACGAAAUAACACCAAAUAGAUACAUUCACUGAAUACACUAAUACAGGAAUCAAACACUUACGGAAUAUUAAAAAUUCUCAUAUUUAACAUAUUACGUAGAAUAAAAAGUGUUAUUUUAAAAUAUCAUUUAUAAUGUUCUUGUUUUAAACUUUAAACACAAAAUAACAGCAAAUGAACUAAAAGUAUUAAACAUUUUCAAAACAUAAACACAGUUAAUAAUAAGAGUAGCUUGAAAUUUGAAAACAUUUCAAAAUAUUAAGCUAACAGUUUUCCUAUACUAUAAAAUUAACCCAAACUUUGACGAAGAAGUAAUUUAGACAGUUGUUCUCCUUGUAACCGAUUUCGCUGCUGAGUCAACGUUUGUCCUUCUUUAGAAAAUAUUCGUUCUGAUGGUACUGAUGUAGCUACAAGAGCUAAAAAUUUUCUUGCCAGCUUUGACAGGACUGGGUAUAUCGAUGCUAGAUGUUCCCAUAUUUCUAAGGGAUUUUUCGAAAAUUCGAAUAUGGGUAUUUUUACAUAUAGAGAAACUUCAUCUUGAAGAGUAUCAUGAGUGUUUAUGGUGUCUUGUGAUUUUUGCAACAUAGUAUGAUGCAAGGACCAGAUCGAAAAUAUUUCUUUAUUACUUGAAGUACUAGGCUCUGGCUCAGUCACUACAGGAGAUUUUUCUUUUGUAUUUAAUCCUUUUUCCACCAAUGUUUUAAUAUGUUGUAUUGCCUUCGCACAAGCCAGAUGAUCUUUAAAAUGUAUCUUUUUGAAUCUUUGAUCCAAUAAAGUGCUAAUUGCCAGGACAUAUACAUUUUCGAUUUUUCCAAAUCGCUUCUGGCAUUCAGUGAGGAUAUAAUUUUUUAACAAAGUAGGCACCGCAUCAUCCGUUUUUGUCGAUGAAAUUUUGUCGACUAAACAAUGAACCAUGGGAAUAACGGAGCUAGCUGUUACAUAUUUCUCCCCAGAAAUCUCCUUUGUCGCUACUUCCAAUGGCCUCAACAUGUUCAUUAUUUCUUUCAGUUGCACAAUUUCCAAACCACUGACCAUUGCCGGUGCAGUAGUAUGAUGAAUUAUUAUUUCAUUGAUUGUUGUGUGAAGUUCGGUGAAUCUCUCAAUCAUGUAAAAUUUUGAGUUCCACCUCGUGGGACAAUCUUGGAUUAACUUGGUUUCCAUUUCCGUGGCUUUCCUCAAUUCAUCGUUUGCCGCUACACUGUGCUUAAACCACGUAACGGUUUUUUUACCUUUUCCAGAGUAGGUACUAAUUCGGGAACUGCUUGGAUUGCCUUUUCGGCGACUAGAUUCAAUGUGUGCGGAAAGCACGGCAAAUGUUUGUUUUUCCCCAAAUGCUGUGUCGACUGCUGAAACCAUGUUUGCACCGUUAUCCGCUACAACAGCAGUAACUUUGUCUUUAUUAAUGCCCCAUGAAUGAAGGGUUUUCAAUAAUAUAUCCGCUAAAUAAGUUCCCGUAUGUCUUUCAUCUAAUUGUUCUACUCCUAAAGUGGCAUAUUUCAUUUUGUAGUUCUCUGAAAAGUGAACAGUUAUCCCUAAAAAACUCCUGGCUUGCAUAGUAUCCAUCCAAACAUCGUGUUUGUGUAUAGUGGACUGUAUUUUUAUUGAUUACAUUUAUGUUUUUGUUCAAUGUAUUGUAUGUACAUUUCAUGAGAAACUGUCGUAUUGAAAAAUUGUCUAUACCGAACAGAUUUUCUGGUUAUAGUCAAAAAAAAAAUGGUAGCUUCUUCCGGCCUCUCUCCUGGUCGCUCCGAGAGGAAGGCAUCCCAUUGGACCGUUCAAAAUUCAACGGUCUUCCGGUCGGCAGUGGUAGGCUGCGCGCUGGAUGGUGGCGCGCUCCUGCGGGAGAUGGUCGAAACCCAUUUUGCCAGUGGCGUAGCACAUACACAUCGAUGGUAAUGGUUAUACUCGUAUCAUCUAACUUGGAUAAUUUUUGUUUGUAAAAAUUUGACAAAUCUUCAAAUUUAUUAUCUAACAGGCGAUUAAUCGUUGAUCUAUGAGGAAUUUUGUAAAGCUUUCAAUAGGUCUUAAAAUCUCCAGUAUUUCCUUCAAAACCUGAACCUCGGCAGCAGAUACAGUAUCUAGAGCACCAGUAUUUUCUAAUAAUGGGGUUCAUGUCAGGCGAAUUGUCGAGAAUAUCUACUUUUUUUCAGCUAAAAAUUUUGUAAUUUUUUGUGCACGAUGGCAAGGCGCACCAUCAUGCAUAAAAAUUGGCUUUUCUCGUUUGUUGAACCAUUUUUUCACUUGAGGGAGCAGCUGGGUUUCCAAAACUUCCUGAUAUUUUUUGGCAUUAAUUGUACCAUCGACAACGUAUAAGGCCCCUUGUCCCUUAUAACUGAUAACUGACCAUACCAUUACCGAAGGAGGAUGUUUAAUGGUCGGCACAAUGCAUUCUGGCUUAUAUUUCUCAUUUGUCCUUCGCCGUACAAACUGCGAUUUGUCGACCAUUACUUGGAAAAUCGACUCGUCCGAAGAACAUACCUGAAAAACGACAUAGAAUUUAGAUUAAACAAUAUCUACAGUACAAGAACGACUUGAAUAUAGUUAUAUAGCAUUUAUUUACGUUCUUCCAGUUAUCAGUCGUGAAAUCCUUGUAUUUUCGUGCCCAUUGGUAUCGCUUUGAUAUCAUAGCAGGUGUAAGUCUUGGUUUGCGUGCUGGUCUACGUCCAAUAAGAAUCUCUUCUGCUAACCUCCGCUGCACUGUUCUUUGCGAAACUUCAAUGCCGGCUUCAAGAACUUUUUUUGUAAGAAUUUUUAUCGGCAGUUUUCGAUUUUCAACACAAAUAUUGCGGAUUUUUCGGUCACUUGUCUCUGCAGUGAUUCUCCGACGACCGCACGCACCUUUACGUUUGGCUCUCAGAUUUUCACCGAGGUCUAUUUUUCCUUUAAUUCGUUUUACAGAACUUUGAGAAACUCCAACAAUUCGCGCUAUUUGGUAUUGUGACAUGUUUCGUGCUUCCAGCAUGCCGGAAAUUCGACCAACUUUUAUUGGCGACAAGUCAGACAGUUUUCCCAUUCUGAAAUUGUUUUUUUAUCAUAAUAUGGCCUCAAAACGUGUAAAUAUAUACUUUGACAUGUUGUUUUGUCAACAAUAAACUCACCUGAUGAAAUGGAAAAGAGUUGACGCUAUUGACACACUUUAAAUUGUUGAAUUGCACUGUGAAACUGAAACUCUGUUUUUUAGGUUAUAUGUCUUUUUCGUGACAAUCGAUGUGAACAAUCGAUUACCAACAUGAUCAGUGUUGCCAAAACGAUAAAAGUGCCCGCGAUAUUCAAAAACUCAAGUUCUACCAACAUAUCUGCAAAAAGUUCAUAAUAACAACAAGAAAUAUAAAGUAAAAGUAGAUUUGCAGCAUGAGUCUAAUAAUAUGGCAAGGGACUGUACUAGAUUCUUGAGCAUCAUUGAUUGAUGUAGCGGCACCUCAAAUCAUUUGAGGUGUUUCCACCUGCAUUCUUCAGUAUAUUCGAGCACAGUUUACAUCGCGCAGCGUUUUCGGACUCCUUUAUGAAGUAUUUCGAUACGACACGUUUUGGCGGUACCAUUUUAACCCGAAACAAUCAAAAACCAAAGACACAAAAAGCUAAACAAGGAUGAACAAAAACUACAAACGCAAAGGCUAGAAAUGGCCGUCUCGUACAGUGUUGCCGUUCAUUAUCAUAGCUUGGAAGGUGUGGGAAUCCCAAAUCGGCCAAAUCCACAUAUGUAAAACUAGAUUGCUGAUCAGCUAUACACAAGUCGCGGUAAUAACUAAUCCUAGUAUGCAGUACUUUUUUUUGCAGAUCACGCAAUGUUCUUAGUUUAUGAUUACGCCAAAGCUAAUACCUUUUUAUUUUACCAGUUCUCUAUAUCACAUGAUAGACACAAAUCGCACACGUCAGAACGCUAAAAAUGAUAUUUCGGUAUUUUAUCGAAAUACCGGUAUAUAAAUUGAUAUACCGAGCACUAAAAACCGGUUGCAAAAUAUCGGUAUAUUUUUCACAAAUACGGGUAUGUUCGGUAUACCGGUAUACCGUUGCCAUCCCUAACACCAUCACCAAAAUAAAGGAAUGGUUACUUUACAAUGUUCCUACACAACUCGAAACUCCAUCGCAAUCCGCGGAUAUCAAUCCCAUUGAACGUUUGUGGUACUUGAUAGACCUGAAAAAGUAAAAUUUGUGCCAAGCGACAGCUACAAUAUAUUUUAUGCAGGAAUUGGACUAAAUUGGAUCAGCAAUAACUCGGAAUUUCCAGGAUGGCUUCAGGCCAUAAUUGAUGCAGUUGGUAUGAUGACAAAGCACUAACUCUACAUAACACUUGUGUGCCAAUAUUUCUUUGAUCCUUGAAUUUCACUAUUUCUGUUAUUAUUCUUAUAUAAUUUUUGAUUUGCUCCAUCUACUGCCAUCAAAAAUGACUGUUUGGAUGUUUGUGUUUGAGUAUGAAAAAAUCCAUCUGUCCAUUAUUGAGAUUCAAGAAAAAAAUUAGAUGUGCCAAUACUUUCGUAACCCACUGUAUGUGGUUUUAAUUCGGCUAGUCAGUGGAGUCCUAUGAAGAUGAAAACCACAGGAUAAGUUUCAGGAGGUAAUUAAGACAUCCGUGAAAUAGAGAGGAUAUAAGUGAAGGAAGGCGUAUGCUUUGGUGCCAAGUAAAACAUAUUGUUUCAGUGUUUUGAACGCGUUUAUUGAUCAAACUUACUCCACUUAUUGGUUUGAAGAAAAUUAAUCUGGAACUCACUAUACUGCUGAGGCCUUCUUAAAAUGUCCAAAAUGUUAAAUAACUAUCUGAAAAUAGUUAUAUGACAAAACAGUUCUGUGAUAGGGUGAAUUGAAUGAACAAUGGGAAAUCUAGUUUUAACUAAACAAAGUCUCUCUUUUUUUAAUCAUAAUUCUUAAUAUUACUAAUGAACAAGUCAUAGCGACGUGGACACGUUCCGUCCUGGUGAGAACAAUUAGAAUAAGAUACAACAUUAUGAAUAUAUGUCUAUAUCAAGCACAAUUUAUCUUUAUGUAUAUUCUUGUCAAAGGUUGUGUAAAUACUAAAUAAAUCUCUAUAAAUAUC
Acanthoscelides obtectus is the source of this 19659-nucleotide messenger RNA. Lineage: Eukaryota; Metazoa; Arthropoda; Insecta; Coleoptera; Chrysomelidae. The record is from the annotation of a GenBank genome assembly.